Molecule: messenger RNA, 5348 nt
Organism: Amblyraja radiata (thorny skate)
Lineage: Eukaryota; Metazoa; Chordata; Chondrichthyes; Rajiformes; Rajidae
Gene: capn10
Product: calpain 10
Exons: 13
Coding region: 206-2128 (640 amino acids)
Biological process (GO): proteolysis
Cellular component (GO): cytoplasm
Molecular function (GO): calcium-dependent cysteine-type endopeptidase activity
Source: RefSeq, a predicted model, not a curated record
AGUUCAGGGCGUUGUAGUUCAGGGCGUUGCACAGGCUCUCUUAUGGCCCGGGGCGACUGAAGGCGCUUGUCCACCAACCGAGGAAUAUCUUGCGGAGAUGCGGACAGACCCUGCCGCUGCCGCCUCAGUCUAAAGAAGAAACUGGCAAAGCCAAAAUCCCAUCCUGCUGAGAUUCCUUUGAACAUGUGUGAAAACGUCCGUGACAAUGAUCAUUUCAGAUAUGGAGACUCCAGAGAAAUUCCAGUUUGAAGAUGCCGACUUCCCUGCCACCAGCACGUCUCUGUUUUCUAGUUAUUCCACACCCAUUGCCAAAUUCUCUGGUGAAAUUUCAUGGUUGCGACCACAGGAAAUUGCCAAAUCCCCUCAGUUGUUCUCAGAAAAACUGCAGGAUGGACAGAUCAAGCAAGGCCUUUUAGGAGAUUGCUGGUUCUUAUGUGCAUGUGAAGCUUUGCAUAAAAACAGACUGCUGUCGGAAAAGGUGAUACCCCCAGGCCAGGAUUCAUGGAUACAAUCAGGAUGUUUAAAAUGUAGAUUUUGGAAAUUUGGACAAUGGGUUGAAGUUAUAAUAGACAACCGGUUGCCAUGUAUCGGAUGCAAGCUCUGUUUUUCUCGUUGUCGCUCUGAAGAGGUUUUUUGGCUACCAUUAUUGGAAAAAGCAUAUGCCAAACUCCAUGGCUGUUAUGAAAUGCUUUGGGCUGGACAAGUGGCUGAAGCUCUGGUGGACAUCACAGGAGGUCUGGCUGAUCGAUGGACUGUAAAGAAUUAUAGAAAAAACAAUGACCAUGUCAGCUUCCCUGAAAAAUCCAAAUUUGAGUUGAUGAGGGAUUUGAAAGAUAAGAGCUUUAUAAGCUGUUCCGUUCAUGGGUCCAACAAAGGAUUCACUGAACGUGCAGAAUUUCAUGCCUUCAGUGUUAGUGACGUGAAGCAAAUUGAUGGACUCAAAGACAGUUAUGUCAAUUUACUAAGGAUAAGAAACAUGUGGGAUAGAAGAUGUUGGAGUGGCUCCUGGCAGGAAGGAGGUGAUGGUUGGAACAAAGUUGAUGCCGCUGUGGCUGCACAGUUACUGUCCUUGGCAGAAGAGGGAGAGUUCUGGGUGGAGGAGCAAGAGUUUUUCAGGGAGUUUGAUGAGGUGACGGUUGGUUAUCCGAUAAAUACAGAGGGAUACAUCCUCAGUCUUUUAACAGGUAAAUGUUUAUGCCAUACACUGCAAAUUUCAGGAGAGUGGGUCAAAGAUCAAUCUGCCGGAGGUUGCCGCAAUAACUCCAGUUUUUGUAGUAAUCCUAAAUUCUGGCUGCGAAUCCUGGAUCCAGGUGAAAUGGUUAUCUCAAUUUUGCAAAGGACCACCACUGAUGGCCUCCAACAGAAACGUUACCGUGCCAUAGGACUACAUGUGUGGAAGGUGGAGAAAAAGCGAUUCAAUUUGCAGAAAACUGUUGGCAAGCCACCCACCAUUUCAACUGAAUGCCAUACAUAUGACAGAGAAGUAAAACUGCACUGUGAUCUUACACCUGGCUACUACCUAGUCAUCCCCAGUACGUUCAUGAAAGAUGAAGAUGGAGAAUUUCUACUGCGUGUGUUUUCAACAUCUAAAAUUUCACUGAGUGCAGUCAAAGCAUCUCAUCUACUGAACAAGUUUGAGCAAAAUGCUGAAGGAGAGUGGGAGAUAAUAUAUUUCACGGAUUCAUGGAUCAAAGGAAAGAGUGGAGGUGGAAGUAGGAAUUUUCCAACUUACAACACAAAUCCACAUUUGCCGUUCGCAAUCCUCUCCAAUACCGGCAGUAGGAACGUUAGAAUAACACUGUGCCAGGAACACUUUGAUCGACAGUUGCUGCCAAUAGGAUUCCAUGUUUUUCAGAUCGACACCACGAAAAAUAUAAAUCAAGUAUCUUGUCAGCUUGUGGAACCAGUGAUGAGUUGCGUGCCUCAUCGAUACACGCAAGAAGUAACCCAACUUUGCAGUCUGACAGAAGGAAAUUAUGUGAUUGUUCCUUCCACAUAUCUACCUGAUAGUGAAGCACAAUUCACAGUCACCAUAGAAAUAAAAAUAGACAGGGAGCCAUUCCAAUGUCAGGAGAACUUAGGAGAAAUAAUCAAAGAGGUCUCCUAUACCUCAGUGAUGCAGAGGUAGGAUACAGAUUCCAAAUCCCACAAGCGCCAGUCUGAAAACAACAACAAAAAAUCAGAAGAGUCAUUCUGGAGACAUUCACACUGUACAAUUUUCACAUCACAAUGCCCAGCCUCCUUUGCAUUAAUAAAAUGUGACAGGACUCGUCAUUGUAAAUAAGCAAUUCUGCUUUAAGCAAGCUGGCAAUGUGCUUGUUGCGCAGAAGUAAGAACAAAAGCUGCCCCAGAAGUGGACGCUACUUCAAAGAGUUAGUAGCUCUGCACGCAGCAAUGGACAAAGAGCCGAUCAGUCUCCUGCUGCUUUGAUGUUAUUGAAGGUAAAUGAGAAUGACAUUUAAAUUCAGUUUGUACUUUCAGCACACACCGUAUUACACAGUUCACUGGGUUUUAAAGCUGCUGUGUUGUGACCUCAGGGCUGGAUUUUUCCAUCAUUUUAGCAAAACUGGAACUUAGGCUGUUGUUCAUUGAUGCCAUUGUUUUUCUUCUCCCAAUUUGUUUGACAUUGGAUUGCAUUAAGGUAGAAUAUGAACAAAAAAGGUACAGUGCCUUUUAGUGCAUGAAUAGCAUUGCAUUAUGUUUUUCAGCGUGAGCAAAUUCUGUGUGGUUGGAGACAAAUCAAUAACAAAAUAUUUAGUAUUUGGUUUUUAAGUCAAUGUGACAUUAUUUGGGUUUGUUCCAUUGAGCAUUGAACGUGACCUCGGCACUACAUUACAUGUAUGAAUAAUGUAUCAUCGCUACCUGUGCAGACUGAAUACUGACAGACAUUGUUUACCUGAUGUCACUCUAACAAUUAAGUUACAGUGGAAUAGAUUAGGUACAAUAAAUAUAUUCCCAGUGUAGUUAUAGACAUUCUAUAUUGUAAAAGUGCCCAAAAUGGAUCAAUUCUUGAUCCAGUUUUAAAUGAAAUUUUCAGUAAGCUGAUACAAGUUCUUCUGUAUAAGUAUUAACUGUUGUCUUUCAAGUUUUAUCAGCCUAAUACUCUUUAACCAUUAAAAUACAUGCGAGGAAAACCCAUGUUGGCAAGCAUGGAAGGACAAAACUCUUUUCUUUGUAUUUUAUAAAUCAUCUUAAUAGUUAAUUCCACUGAUUCUAAAAUAUUUUAGAAACUAAAAUCACAAAAUGAUUUAUCCCAUUUAUGUGAACCAAAAGUAGUUAGUGAAAGUUAAACCUUUCAAAAGGUUACUGACCCAAAACAUUGACUAUCCAUGUUCUUCAGAGAUGCUGCCUGAGCUGCUGAGUUACUCCAGCACUUUGUCUUUUUUUGUAAACCAGCAUCCGCAGUUCCCUGUAUCAAGCACAAUUUUAUUUCCUUUUUUGAAAGCGAUGUAAAAUUAUAUAGCCUGAUUCGAGGAAUUAAGCCAUCCAAAUAAUUGCUAACAAGUAACAUUCUUCUUUGUUUUUAAUUACUUGUCUUUCCUUUCAGGGAAUGCCAUGAAGUAGUAUAAUUAACAACUGAAUAUUUAUAAUCUUCGUAUUUUUAGAGGGAAUGAAGCACAACUGUGCAAAAAUUGAUCUAAUUUUACAGCAUGCUGAUGAAGCUUGAUCAAGAAUUAUUUCAAUGGAUAAGUUGCAUCUCAGAUUGUCAUUUUAUGUUAAUUUAUAUUUAUUAAACUAUCAAACUGUUGGAAUUAAUCUGAAUAAGUUUGUAAACAAUAACCUAAAAUUCUUGGAUUCUUGUCAUAGCAUUUGCCUAUGAGCAGAAAAGGGCGGCACAGUGGAGCAGGGGUAGAGUCACUGUCUUGGAGCGCCAGAAACCCAGGUUUAAACCUGACCAUCGGUGCGUCUGCACAGAGUUUGUACAUUCUCCCUGUGACCGUGUGUGUAAAUAGUGUUAGUGUAAGGGGUGAUUGCUGGCCGGUGACGACUCGGUGGGCCGAAGGGCCUGUAUCCGUACUGUAUCUCUACAGUAUCUCUAAAGCCAGAAAACUUGCAUCAGUGGAGGAAUAAGUUCAGAAUUUACUGAAUAAGUUCAGAAUUAAAUUAUGAUAAAACUAUAAGAAUUUGAAAUGUAUCCCUAAUCUGCAAAAUGGCUACCAUCUCCAGGAAGUUGCAUUAGAGUAGAUAAAUGUGUAAAUCCAAAAAAAUGUUAUAAUCACUUUUCCUCCAAAAAAUAAUUGCUUACAGUUUAUGGUCAGAUGAGGUUAAUUUAAUAAUUAGAUGUAACCUUUUUUUUAAUUAUAUGCUUUUUUUGUAAUAUGUCAUAAGGAAUAGGAGUAGAAUUAGGCCAUUCGGCCCAUCAAGUUUACUCCACCAUUCAACCAAGGCUGAUCUAUCUCUCCCUCCUAACACCAUUCUCCUGCCUUCUCCCAUAACCUCUGCCACCUGUACUAAUCAAGAACCUAUCGAUCUAUGCCUUAAAAAUAUCCACUGACUUGGCCUCCACAGCCUUCUGUGGCAAAGAAUUCCACAGAUUCACCACCCUCUGACUAAAGAAAUUUCUCCUCAUCUCCUUCCUAAACUACGUCCUUUAAUUCUGAGGCUAUGACCUCUAGUCCUAGACUCUCACACUAGACUCACAAAACCUCUCCACGUCCACUGUAUCCAAACCUUUUACUAUUCUGUAUAUUUCAAUGAGGUCCCCCUUCGUUCUUCUAAACUCCAGCUAGUCCAAGCCCAUUGCCGACAAAUGCUCAUCAUAAGUUAGCCUACUCAUUCCUGGGAUCAUUCAUGUAAACCUCCUCUGGACCCUCUCCAGAGCCAGCACAUCCUUCCUCAGAUAUGGUGCCAAAUAUUGUUCACAAUAAUACAAAUGCGGCCUUACCAGCGCCUCAACAUUACAUCCCUGUUUUUGUAUACAAGUCCUCUUGAAAUAAAUGCUAGCAUUGAGUUUACUUUCUUUACGACUGAUUCGACUUGCAGAUUAACUUUUUGGGAAUCCUGUAUCAGCACUCCCAAGUCCCUUUGCACCUCCGAUUUCUGGAUUCUCACCCCAUUUAGAAAAUCGUCAACGCAUGUAUGUUACACCUUAAGGUAUAACUGAGUUUCCAAAUGACAUGUUCAGGCAUUAUUACCAUUGACCAUACUACAUCCUCUGGGGCUAAAAAUAUAAAUGUAUGAUUGCCAUUCCUUUGGGAAUUAUUUUUCAAAUUAAGUAGUUUUAACAAAGAUUAAUUUGUAUUAUUAAUGUUUAAUAUUUAUUUUGCCUUCAUUUUAUGUGUAUGUCAAUCGUUCUUUUCAUGUUUGUAAAAUGUUAAAGUUAAAUAAAAUCAACUCUUUUUACUUCA